ACAAAACAGAAUAUAACAUACCAUACGUAUUUUGUAUUUUCACCUAAUCAUAUAUUCACACUUUCCUCUUUUGCAAAUCCAUUUCAGUUAUAUCAAUCAUACUCUUUGUUUCUUUGAGUGUGUAUUGUGUGUGUGAUGGGUUCUGAGGGAAAUCAACAGAGCAGCAGCAUACCAAGGCUCCCUUUGUUCUCGGCUCCACCAGCAAAGCAGAUGAAGUCGUCGUCUCCGGAGAGAUCGGGGACGGUGACUCCACCGCUGCAAACCUCGGGUUCAGUACCGUUUCGAUGGAGCAAGAACCUGGAAAACCAAAGCUAAGCAAUGCACUUGUCGCCUAUAUUAAUCCAACUGACAAGAGUUUGGAGCUUCCUCCAAGGUUGUUAGUAGUUCCUUCACCGAACCUAUUGCAGCAGGGUCCUUGUGUAACCAGCAACAGGUUCCGGUCACCGUCUUUUAGAAUAGAAGACAACACCAAAUGCUAUGGCUCUUCUGGUGCUAAGAAUAUUCUUCUCAAAGGAGAGAGUAGUUGGUUUGGUUCAUGGAGAAAAAAUGUCAAAAGAGAUUCUGGGGGUAGUCAUGUUUUUCCGUCUUCUGCUGGCAUUGCAGAGACUCCUGUCACUCACAACAAUAACAAGAUGAUACGUUCUGGGAGCUCUUCCAGCCACUCUCAUCAAGACAAGUCUCGUGUCUGGAGAACCGUUCGUGAGGGGAUGAAGCAGGUGGUUACACUUCAAUGGAGGAACAAAAAGCUGAAGAAGAAUUAUGGAAGUAGCCAUAAGCAUUGAGAUUUUGUUGGUUGGUUAAAAUCAACUACAUCAUCAGUGCUAUAUUACAGUAGAAGACACAGCACAACCAGCUUAUUCUGUUGCAUCACUACUGUAAAAAAAAGUGUGUGGGGUUAGCUCAUAUUGUUUUUUAGUGGGAUCGUGAUAAGUUGUACAAGAUUUUUAAAAUUAUAAUCAUGUCUCUUUUCUCA
Vicia villosa (hairy vetch) is the source of this 973-nucleotide messenger RNA. RefSeq lists its product as uncharacterized. Lineage: Eukaryota; Viridiplantae; Streptophyta; Magnoliopsida; Fabales; Fabaceae. The transcript has 2 exons. The record is from RefSeq and is a predicted model, not a curated record. Bases 285 to 782 code for a protein of 165 amino acids.